GGCGCGGCUACUGAGAGCCCCGAAAUCAAAACCCUAACCGACGCCUGAGCCUCCUGCACCGGGCUCUAACCAACCAAUCCAACACUCAAACUCCACUGAUUCUCAUCCAUGGCGACCUCAAUUGCUUCCCAGUUGAAAGUCCUGAAAUCGCUGAUACAAGUCGACCAAGACCCGUCGCAGAAGAGGCCCUUCACUCGCCCUUCCAUCCUCUUCGACCCCAAACAGGCCGCCGAUAUCGACGUCGACACCAUCUUCGCCGUCGGACUCCAAGGCCUGGAGCUUCUCGUUAGCGCCGACGAGCGGUUCCGGAACUUUAAGAAUGACCUGUUCAGCUACCAGAGCAAGGAAUUGGAUAGGGAGUUGAUGGUGAAAGAGGAGAACAAACGCAUCGACGCUUCGAUUAGUAAGUUCUUGAGAUUGCUUUCGGGGCAUUUCGAGCUCCCAUCGUCGCUCAAGACUCUCGAGUACUUGAUUAGGAGAUACAAGAUUUAUGUGUACAACAUUGACGAACUGGUUCUGUGUGCCCUGCCGUACCAUGAGACCCACGCGUUUGUUAAAAUCGUUCAGUUAAUCAACUUCGGAAAUAGUAAGUGGAAAUUUCUUGAGGGUGUGAAAGCUUCUGGUGCAGCUCCGCCCAGAAAUGUUAUAGUGCAGCAAUGCAUACGUGACAUGGGGGUGUUGGAGGCUAUAUUUGACUAUGCAUCCCCGUCAAAGAAGUAUCGCCCUUCAAAGCCCGUGAUCAGAUUUUGCACGGCAGUUGUCGUUGAGGUUUUGGGUUCCGUUGCUUCUGUUGAAAGUCAUGUUGUGAAAAGAAUCUAUUCACUUGUUCAUUCUGUACUUGAGGUUGGCACGGAUGGACAUUCAGAAAACAAGGCUGGUGCUAUGAUGAUUGUUGGUAUGCUUGCAAGUAAAGUUACAAUAUCUCCCGCACUUGUCAAGGGAUUGAUUUUAUUGAUUGCCAAAGUUGCGGAGGAGGAUGCAAAAGAGUCGGCUGAUCUUCAGCUUUUUCGCUUAUCACUUAUGACUUUGAUCAACCUUGUUCAGUUGCAAGUUGUGGAGAAUUUUCCCAUGAAGGCUCUGGAGAGUUUGAUUGGCAUUAGGGACUUUGCCGGCAUACUUUCGGGACUCUUCAACAAGUUCAAAAUUGAUAGAUUUCUUUCUGUGAUUUUGGAUUCUCUUGUUGAAUAUAGUUCGUCUAAUGAAUCCUGCCAGCUUGCGUUGAUCUCCAUAUUAGAUACAGUUCCUUCCAAGAGUUUCGUUCAUCUUAUAGUUCCAAAGGUCAUAUCUUCCUGCUUGCAAAGGUCAAAGGACAUUGAAAAUUCAGCACUAUUUUCAUCAGGAAGCUGGGAAGAGAAAGUUCUACUCGUUUUUAGAAGAUAUCCAUCUGAACUGCAUGGAGCGGCUCACAACUUUUUGGAAAAGAAUGUGCAAUCUAAGAAACGGGGUUCUGUACAUGAAGCCCUACGUAAGAUGUUGGAUGGGAAUUUUGAUAGGUCAUUAGCUUGCUCGGAAUCAAACUUUUGGUUUAGGUUGCAUCAUCCAGAGGCUGAUGUUCGUCGACGUACACUUUCUGAAAUGAAGACAUCAGGUCUUCUGGAAGCCAAGGGUACAAAUUCGCAGAGUCUUGUAAUCAUCCAAGAUGGCAUAUUGCGACAGCUUCAGGAUAAUGAUCUUACGGUUGUCAGAGCAGCUUUGUCGUUAGACAGAUUGUCCACUUUAUUGAACCCAUCUGAUCUUACUCAAGUAUUGGAUAAUCUGCUUAGAAGAUGCAUUGGUCUUUUGACAACAGGUUCGUUCGAGAAUAACAGCCUAGCAUGUGAUGUUGCUAUUUUGUGCCUGAAUAAUGUUGUUGCUGUCGUCCAUGAGAACGUUGAUUGUUGCAAUAAACUAGCUGCUAUAAUAUUUCCUUUGCUCCUCGUUUUACCUAAGACACAGAGGUUAAAUUUGAAAGCAUUGGAAUUAGCUAAGGCAGUAAAAUGGCCACUAUUUGAGAAUCUUGCUGCUGCAGGCAAUACGGAACAAACAUUGCAAACAGGAAGCUUGUCCUCCAUUAACAUGGCCACCAUUACUAGUUUGGCGAGCAGAUUCUUGUUGCAACCUGGAAACAUUAUGCCUUGGCUUGUUCAGAGUUCUAAUGACUUUGAGCUUUCAAAGACACACUUCUUUCUGGUGAUGAUGCAGACAAUUUUGAUUGAAAAGGAAUCUGCUGAAUCUUUGGAACUUUUUGAAGUGUUAUUUCCUGCGUUGAAGUCAGAAUGGGAAUCAUUUGAGUCUACGGGUGAUUUCUCUAUAGCAGAGUUCAAAACAGAUAUGCUGAAUUGGGAUUGCAGCAGAUAUCUCAAUAACCUAGAUUCCAAUUUGAAAGCAUUAAAUGCACAUAUUUUAGUCUCUAUCUUUUGGAGGUUGACGGAGGCAUAUCUAUCUGCGAUGCCUGCAGAUGUCCCAUUGGAUGGUGAUGAGAAGUGGGUUAGCUGGCUGAGGGAAUUGUUUGCCUUUUUCUCAUGCUGUCAGUUUAAGAACAUUUUCAAGGAACACCGUCAUUACCUUGUCACAAAGACCAAGAUUUCUGCUAUUUCUUUCCUUGCCAAGUUUUUCACAGAAGAAGAUAUUCCUCUUGCAGUCCAGGUUGAGAGUCUCCAAUGUUUUUCCUAUCUCUGCCUUCAAUCUGAAGUUAGAAUGGCAAUUCAAUUUCUUGCAGAGUUUCCAUCUCUUCUUGUUCCACUGGCUAAUAGUAACCAGGAAAUAAGAAAUGUUGCCAUGAAUUGUAUCGAGGCUUUACACACCUUUUCAUUUCAUGUUGACUCGUUGAGCAAGAAAAAUGGAAACCGUGCAUUUCGGAUUAAUCAUCUUGAUAAGCUGCUGGACUUGGUUGUCCAGCAGAAAAGGCUAAUCCUAUCAGACAGGAACUUGCUUCCUUCUCUCUUGGCCUCUUUGCUUAGCCCGUCCUUCCAGAGCUUCUUAGGACCAAAGAAUAUGGAAAUAAGGUUUGAUCAAUCCACAAGAGAAGAGAUUCUUACUUUCAUGUUGAAUUCUGCCAUGAAACUGCCUGAUUAUGCGAAGCUUGCUAUUCUUUCUUUGCUUAGAGGAAUUGGCAAUGCCAUUACACAUCAUAAAGAAGUGAAGUCAUAUUUGUCUCAUCUCUUGGGAAGACGCAGCCGUAACAUGGUUAUAUCAAGUCAAUGUUUGUCAAAAGUGGAAGUUCAGAUAUUAUGCCUUCUACUGGAAUGCUGUGCAGUGCCUUCUUCAUCAGACGGACAUGUGUCUGAUGACCAUUUAUUGGAGGCUUUGCAAUUGGAUGGUUUGGCUCCAGAAAACGCUUCCACUGUACAGCCUUGUAUUUCUGUCCUGCAAAACCUUAACAGCCAAAUUUACAGUGGACUGAAGCCAGAACUUCAGGAGCUUCUGUUCCGUAAACUGGUAACUGCAUUUCACAACUCAAAUGGGGACAUACAAAAUGCAAGUAGAGCAGCCUUGCAGCAUUUACAGAUUACUUGCUCCACUAUCAUCCACACUCUUGAUCACAUAGUCAAAGAUGGGGCUUGUGCAAGUCGUUCAGUGCAGAGAACAAAGAAAAUGAAAAGUCAGAAGUCCACUCCGUCUAAUGAUGUGAUAUGUGACAGAGAAAAUGCAUUCUUUUUACUUGGUUCCCUGCUUGAUAUUAUAUUAUUCAAGAAAGACAUAGAGAAGAGGAACUCUCUAUUGGGCCCAUUGUUUAAGCUUCUUUACAAAACAUUUUCUGAUGAGUGGGUACAGGACCAGUUUAACACAUCUGAAACAGUAACUUACAUACAGCAGACACUGCUGAUAAUCUUAGAAGAUAUCAGUUCUUCACUCAUAAGUUCUAUUCCAGUGGAGGACAACAUGGUAAAUGAGAUUAAUGUCAAACUUUUGGUUGAGUGUGCCCAUUCUGCAAAGGAUGGAGUUACUCGCAACCAUGUUUUUUCACUGAUUUCCUCUAUCACAAAGAUCGUUCCUGAAAAAGUUUUGGAGCAUAUGCUGGACAUUUUUGCUGUUAUUGGAGAGUCAGCAGUCACACAGAUUGACAGCCAUUCACAGCGUGUGUUUGAAGAUCUUUUAUCUACAGUAAUUCCUUGUUGGCUCUCUGGGACAGGCAGCAAUGACAGACUGCUCCAGAUUUUUGUCAAUGUACUGCCUGAAGUUGCGGAGUUUAGAAGGCUAUCAAUUGCUGUGUACCUACUGAGAACUAUGGGAGAGUCAAAUAGCUUGGCGUCAUUACUUGUUCUUCUUUUCCGCUCACUAAUUUCAAGGAAAGGGUUAUCUUGCUUUGAUAAUGUGCAUGCUUCAGAUAGCUUGACAACCUCUUUACAGAGAGAAUGGGAGUAUUCCCUGGGGCUUCAAAUAUGUGAGCAGUAUUCAUGUAUUAUAUGGCUUCCCCCUCUUGUUGUGCUGCUCAAACAAAUAGGAAGCGGUCAAGAUGUGUUUAGAGAAUUGCUAAUUGCAAUGCGGUUCAUCUUGCAUAAGCUGCAAGAUCCAGAGUUUGCACUCAAGAUGGCAUCCGGGGAAGAGUCAGACAAAAUUCAGGCCACGUUGGGAGAACUUAUGGAGCAGGUUGUCUCUCUCCAGGAACUUGUAGAUGCGAGAAAGAAGGAAAAAAAUAUCCAUGUCAUUAGGAAAGAUUUGAAGGAGUGUAUGCAUGCUGUAUUGAGGACUAUUACCGGGUUCAUGAACCCUUCAACACUCUUUGAUGGCAUAACUAAGUUGCUUAGCGUCAGUGAUGGAAAUGUGGAAAAGAAGGCACUUGGACUCUUGUGUGAAACCAUUAGGAAUAUUGACACAGCCAAAGCAAAGCUUAAGUUUAAUAAAAUCUCUAGUCUUCGUUGGAAUCAUCUUGAUGAGAUUUCUCUUGGAUCGUUACGAGUUAUGUGCCUUAAAAUUGUUCACUUAAUUGAUGAUUCUUCUGAGGAUAUGGAAGUCUCCUUGAAAGUGGCAGCAGCUUUGGCCCUAGAGGUUCUAGCCCAGAGGUUCCCUUCUAAUUCUUCCAUCUUCAGCGAGUGUCUACCAUCUGUUACAAAAGGUAUCAGUAUGCAUGAUUCAGCAGUGUCAUCUAGCUGCCUUAAAGCAACUGGUGCUUUGAUCAAUGUGCUUGGACCGAAGGCACUCUCUGAACUUCCUCACAUAAUGGAUAGUUUGAUUAAGAUUUCUCGUGAAGUCCUUGUGUCCUCACAUGCUAAAGCCAUAUCCACUGGUGGUAGCAGGCCCAUUGUGUUGCAAAAACCACAGGAAUCUCUUAUUUUGUCUAUUCUUAUUACUUUGGAGGCUAUUGUGGUUAAGCUAGGGCAGUUCUUGAGCCCGUAUCUUGAAGAUAUUACAAGAGUUAUGGUGCUUGAUCUUGAUUAUGCAUUAGGGUCUGAUCAGAAGCUGAAAAUGCGAGCUGAUUCAGUACGGAAACUCAUAACUGAGAACAUCACGGUUCGACUUGCUCUACCACCCUUGUUGAACAUAUACUCUAGCACAGUGGAGUCUGGGGAUUCCAGCAUAAUCAUUUAUUUUGAAAUGCUGGCCAAUAUGAUUGAAAGAAUGGAUAGGUCAUCUGUUGGUGGUUAUCAUGCUAAGAUUUUUGAACGGUGCUUAAUUGCUCUUGAUCUACGCCGUCAACAUCCAGCUUCCGUUCGAAGAAUUGCUGAUGUGGAGAAAAUGGUAUUCACUGCAAUGAUGUCUCUCACUAUGAAGCUCACUGAGACAAUGUUUAGACCUCUUUUCAUUAGGAGUAUUGAUUGGGCAAACUCAGACGUGGAAGAUAAUUCAUCUUCUGGAUGUAUACCCAGGGCUAUAUCUUUCUAUGGCCUAGUAAAUACACUUGCGGAAAACCAUAGGUCUCUUUUUGUUCCUUAUUUCAAAUACUUGCUGGAGAAUUGUGUACAUUAUCUUACUGUUGCUGGGGAUGCAAAGCCUUCUGGUUCUACACAAAAGAAGAAGGCCAAGAUUCAGGAAUCUUAUAACAGCAUGUUUCUUGGGAACUGGCAUCUAAGAGCGUUGGUCCUAUCAUCGUUACAUAAAUGUUUUCUCUAUGAUACGGGAAGUGUGAAGUUUCUUGAUUCUUCCAAUUUUCAGGCUCUACUGAAGCCAAUUGUUUCCCAGCUUGUCAUAGAACCUCCACUAUCUCUAGAGGAUCAUUCUGACAUUCCGUCUGUGGAGGAAGUUGAUGAAAUAUUGGUUGUUUGUAUUGGUCAAAUGGCUGUGACUGCAGGAAGUGAUCUUUUAUGGAAGCCCUUGAAUCAUGAGGUACUGAUGCAAACACGCAGUGACAUGGUUCGUGCGAGAAUUUUGGGCCUGAAAGUUAUUAAAUACCUUGUGGAGCAUCUAAGAGAAGAAUAUCUGGUAUUUGUUCCCGAAACAGUUCCCUUCUUUUCUGAGUUGCUCGAGGAUGUCGAACCAUCUGUUAAAUCUCUGGCCCAAGAAAUCUUCAACGAGUUGAGCAUUAUGACUGGUGAAAACCUCUCGCAGUAUAUCUGAAUCCGUAAUGUAUGGUGAAAACUUCUCAUCAUCACCUGCCCAUAUGGCCUAAUUUACAGAUAGAGAAGAUCUGGCGCAGCUGAGCGCGUGUAAUGUUGUAUUCCAUUCCUAGAGUUAGCAUACAAGUCUUAGUGAUAGGAUGCGAUGUCCCCAGUUUUGAUCUCAGUUCUUGCCUCGGUAAGAUUUAUAGUUGAUCAGUUGGCUCUCAAGUGUUUUCUUUCCGUCAUAGCUUCAUAGCAUUGUUUUCUCAUCUUGAACUGUAAAGGGAACUGGCCUUGUGAGCAAAAGCGAAGUAUGAAUCAAAAUUUCGGUACU
Molecule: messenger RNA, 6789 nt
Organism: Argentina anserina (silverweed cinquefoil)
Lineage: Eukaryota; Viridiplantae; Streptophyta; Magnoliopsida; Rosales; Rosaceae
Exons: 39
Coding region: 109-6474 (2121 amino acids)
Biological process (GO): positive regulation of transcription by RNA polymerase I; maturation of SSU-rRNA from tricistronic rRNA transcript (SSU-rRNA, 5.8S rRNA, LSU-rRNA)
Cellular component (GO): small-subunit processome; t-UTP complex; 90S preribosome
Molecular function (GO): snoRNA binding
Source: RefSeq, a predicted model, not a curated record